ACAGUGUCAUCUGUCUCCCUUCACAACACUGCUGGCCUCAUGUGACACGGAAAUAGAUAAUGCCAUACCCAUGCAGACCGGCACUCCUCCUCUUGGGUAAUGCGUUUGGCUGAUACUUUCCACACAUCACUGUUGUUGAUAUCCAGAAGGAUUUGCUGUGUCUCCACUGCAUGGGAACUUCAGCUGCAGACUACAUCAUGAGAUCUUGUGGUGUUUCUUAAGAUACAAAGUGUUACUAUACGGCCAUGGGCAGGCGGACGUGUGACCGCCCCACAGCUGUCCACCUGUCGGCACAGCACGUCAGACAGCUGCUGCCGACACCUGCACGGCGAGUGAGAAGGAGGAAAACAACGUGGCAGGUGUCCGCCGCGGUGUUCCUGGUGCUGUGGGGAGUGUUGGGCGUGGUCGUCGCUCUACGAGAAGCGUUUGACGUGGAGAGGAUCACCAGGACCGUGUACACAGCGACAGGUACAGGAAACCUCGACGCUGCUCCCACCAACACCAGCCCUGUAGGGAACUGCUCCCCGCCGGCCAUCGGACGCUUUCCCGGCGACCUGUUCACGCAGGCGCAGCGGCGUCAGGGAGCCGUCAUUCUGCACGUCAUCGCCUCGCUAUACAUGUUCAUGGCGCUUGCCAUCAUUUGCGAUGACUACUUUGUGCCCGCACUGGAAAGGAUCAGUGAAGGUCUGCGUCUCCAGCCGGAUGUGGCCGGUGCCACGUUCAUGGCGGCCGGAAGUUCGGCCCCCGAGCUCUUCACGUCCAUCUUCGGCGUCUUCAUCAGCCAAGACGACAUCGGAGUGGGAACCAUCGUGGGGUCGGCCGUCUUCAACCUGCUCUUCAUCGUGGGGCUGUGCGGGCUCAUGGUCGGGACGGCCAUCACCCUGACGCUGUGGCCCCUGCUGCGGGACUGCAGUAUCUACCUCAUCAGCGUGGCGGCGCUCGUUAUCGUUAUGUACGACGAACAGGUCCACUGGUACGAGGCGUGUGUCCUGGUGUGUCUGUACUGUCUGUACGUGGUACUGAUGUACUUCAACCGUCAGCUGAGCUCAGAGUUCAGCCGCCGGUUCCCCGCAGCAACUGUUGACCCUCAAAACCGCCGGCAGUCGGGACAGUAUGAGAAAACGCCGCUAAUGAAAGCAGGUUUUGCUUCUGAAAAAACUGCGGAAGAAGGAGAUGCGGCAACAGAUGACCAAAUCUGGUCCUCUGACAUCAGGAAAGACCGUCUGUCUAAGUUCUCCGCCCCACGACAGACUCAAGAACAGAAUGCCGCAGAAGAAGUGCAAUUCCUGGAGACGCCGCCUAGUGGCGCUGUCACGACCCAUUCGGACGAAGCGGUCGGCGGUGAGCCUGAGUCUCCGUUCUCCGUCCCGUCCCAGCCCUGGAGGAGAGUAUUAUGGGUUGUGGGGCUGCCUCUGACCGCGCUGCUAUGGGGGACCGUGCCUGACUGCCGCCGGGACAGGUGGAGAAGAUGGUAUCCUGUCAGCUUCCUCAUGUCAGUCGUCUGGAUAGGAGUCUUCACCUACAUACUCGUCUGGACCGUCACCGUCAUAGGCUUCACGGUGGGUAUCCCGGACACAGUGAUGGGCCUGACGUUAAUCGCCAUCGGAACCAGCGUGCCUGAUGCCAUAUCUAGCGUCCUGGUGUCUAAAGAAGGAGAGGGAGACAUGGCGGUGUCGAACGCAGUCGGCAGUAACGUGUUUGACAUCCUGGUCGGCCUGGGCGUGCCUUGGCUCGUCAGGACGGCGGUCGUCCAGACAAACAGCGUGGUGCCCAUCCACAGCGGCGGUCUGGUGUACUCUGCUGUCACCCUGCUGUCCACGGUGCUGGUCCUGCUGUUCAUCAUGUGGCUGAACCGCUGGCGGCUGGACAGGAGGCUGGGGGUCAUCUGCAGCUGUCUGUACGCUGUCUUCAUCACGCUGGCCACGCUGUACGAACUCAACGUGUUCGGACACUUCAGCCUGCCUACCUGUCUGGGGAACUAAAUACUGAUGGCCCACAAAAUUUUGACUUAAAG
Molecule: messenger RNA, 2014 nt
Organism: Branchiostoma belcheri (Belcher's lancelet)
Lineage: Eukaryota; Metazoa; Chordata; Leptocardii; Amphioxiformes; Branchiostomatidae
Product: sodium/potassium/calcium exchanger 3-like
Exons: 12
Coding region: 246-1982 (578 amino acids)
Biological process (GO): intracellular calcium ion homeostasis; calcium ion transmembrane transport
Cellular component (GO): membrane
Molecular function (GO): calcium channel activity; calcium, potassium:sodium antiporter activity
Source: RefSeq, a predicted model, not a curated record